Molecule: messenger RNA, 1230 nt
Organism: Cryptomeria japonica (Japanese cedar)
Lineage: Eukaryota; Viridiplantae; Streptophyta; Pinopsida; Cupressales; Cupressaceae
Exons: 5
Coding region: 377-766 (129 amino acids)
Biological process (GO): mitochondrial respirasome assembly
Source: RefSeq, a predicted model, not a curated record
UAAAGCGAUUUGGUCCCGACUCCCUGCUAUGUUGUAGGAUACCUCCAAAUGCAACCUGUCACCUAAACACUUAAAUUAUUUUAUAAACAGAGCCCACUAAGUCCUCUGACCAAUGCUUCUGCAGUUGAACAGAAGCCAGGCCCUGUUGAAAGCAAACUAGAAUCUGCCCAAUAAUACUUGACAAUAGCAUUCUGUUGAGGGUCUUGUGCUAUGUUUAGAGGCUACCACUGAGUAACUUUUGUUUGAUCGGCUGCAAUAGGCCGACCGCCGACCGUUUGGUUUGCGGCGCUUUAAGGUAGGUAGGGAUGCUGGGAAAGUGAAUCUGUUUCAGAAGUCUUGUUGGGCUGCGUGGAAAUCGAUUUUGGUAAUAGGCAAGAUGAAAGAAAAAUCAACAUCUUUGAAGGCAGCGAAGCUACAUCAACAGCAGCACAAUGGAGAUGUUUCACCUUUUACCUUUUCCAAAUUGUUGGAUCCACAGGCUUCUUGGGAUAAGGACCAAUUAGGAGAUGUGCUGCAUUGGAUUCGACAAGCCGUUGCACUUAUAUGUGGUCUAAUUUGGGGUGUCAUGCCCUUAGUUGGGGCUAUUUGGAUAGUUGUAUUUUUAUUGUUGUCUUCAGGUAUUGUCUAUGUAUAUUAUGCUCUUGUGUUGAAAGUUGAUGAGGAAGAAUUUGGCGGGCAUGGGACACUUCUUCAAGAAGGAAUGUUUGCAUCCAUCACACUCUUCUUGCUUUCUUGGAUAAUGGCAUACAGCUUACUUCAUUUUUGAUUCAUGGAUUAAUUUCCGAAGGGCUAGAGAAAGAUUAUGGACUGUGUAAUCUUGAAACUGGACAAAUUGAAGUUCAGAAUGCUUCAGUGAAGUUUUGUUGCAAAACCACCAACCGCGUGCCUCUUAUUUAUAGCUCAAUUGCAUGUUAAAUCCAUUUGUAACUUUGUUUUUGUGUUCCUGCAUUUUGGUUCUGAUUACACAGCAUGUGAAGAAUAAUAUGCAAAGCGCUAAUGCUGACAUUUGUUUCUACCAAACGGUUAAGAAACUUAAUGUUGGAUAAGGCAAGUUCGAAAGGUUGCUCUUGCAGUGUCUAUUUGGGUUACAGAUAUCAUAUUUUAUUUGACACAUGUAUGCUGUUGUUUUUGAUAAAUACACCUUCCAAUGUGACUAGGAAAGUGUUGCUCAGAUGAUCAUCAAUUUGUAUAAAAUUUGAUAUAAUUUUAUACAUAUGAAGGUUAGAUUCA